Nicotiana tabacum (common tobacco) is the source of this 477-nucleotide messenger RNA. NCBI's taxonomy places the organism in Eukaryota, Viridiplantae, Streptophyta, Magnoliopsida, Solanales, Solanaceae. The record is from RefSeq and is a predicted model, not a curated record.
AUGAUAGAGCGGUGGAAACCGGAGAUGCACAUGUUUCAUUUACCCAUCGACGAGGCUACCAUCACACUUGAGGACAUGGAGGUUUUUUUCGAGCUGUCGGUUGAUGGAUUACCUAUAGCUUACCCGCAUGCUUUCAGAGACUACAUGGGAUUGCAUUACCUGCAUAUAUUGCAGCAGCUCACCGGAUUCCAGCCAGCGGAGGAGACUGCAUUGAGUGGGGCCAGUUGUUUGCAUUUGACGCCCAUCCGGCAUCAUCUGGAGGAGAUAGAUGCGGAGAUUACAGAUGAUUCACCACCGGAGGUUAUCGAAUGGCACACGAGAUUGAUGCUGCUCCUGAUGUUUGGUGGUUUACUGUUCCCGAACACUUUGGGAAACCUAGUCAAUUUGAGAUUUCUACAUCAUCUUGAGAAAUAUCAUGAGGUCGUGGUGGUCGGCGAGGAUGGGUUCCCCAGCAAAGUGGUGUUGAGGCACCCGUAG